CGGAAGUAGAUGGGUCGUCGAGGUGUAAAUAAUUCCGAAAGCGAUAAAAUUCGCUUAAUUUCUGCAAAAAUAGGGUUCUUUGUUGUUUUCAAGACUUUAGACCAGACUUUUGUACAACUAACUUGGCAUGGACGUAACUUCACACCCUAUAAACGACUGUACCCCCCUCUUCCUCUUGCGACUGAUCAAAACAAUUAUAACAGACACGCAGAAGGUAUUGUAACUUUUCUGGGAUGGUGAAUGAUAAAAAUUGUUAUGUACGAACAAGUUCACACCAUGGCUUCUCACAUCAGAUACUCACCUCUUCCAACAGAUUCCUCUGACACAUCUCAUAUAAAGAAAGGGAAGUUUGCUUUUCCAAAGAUAUCAAGAUUGAAAGUAAUUGGUGUGUUGUUUAUUGUUUUGUUGUCUGUAGGCAUGGUAGCAAUAUCAUGUCUGCAUAAGGGGCAUUGUUUAAACAAUGCAGUGUGUAAUACAGUGAUACAAAACAACCUGUCAGAUUUUGGCCAGUUGAAAUCAGAACAUGUGAAAUUUCAUCAUAUGAAGAAACGACUACCUCAGUGUAUUAUCAUUGGAGCCCGUAAAGCAGGAACGCGUGCGUUGUUGACAUAUCUAAAUAUACAUCCAGAUAUAGUUGUGAAAGGUCCAGAAAUGCAUUUUUUUGAUGAUGAUGACUUUUAUCAUCAGUCACUGGAGUCAUACAGGAAACAGAUGCCUUUCUCAUACCGAGACCAAAUCACAGUGGAGAAGACACCAGCAUACUUCACUGAAGAAGAAGUGCCAGAAAGAAUAUAUCGUAUGAAUAAAACAAUCAAAUUAUUGUUACUGUUUAGAGAUCCUGCAGAGCGAACCCUUUCUGAUUAUGUACAAAUAGCAGAAGGGAAGAAAUCCAAAAAUAAGCCUGUUGCCUCAUUUGAGGAACAUGUUCUAGACUCGAAAGGUAACAUAAAUAGGAGUUAUAAGGCUGUGAAAAGAUCUAUUUAUCAUAAACAUCUAUCUCACUGGCUCGAGUUCUUUUCUUUAGACCAGAUAUUCAUCAUAGAGAGUCAGGACCUUGUUGACAAUCCAGCUGGAGUUAUGUAUGAAGUUGAAGAGUUUUUACAAGUUGAACACAAGAUAAAGCCAAGCAAUUUCUAUUUCAACAAGACAAAGGGAUUUUAUUGCAUAAAAACUGAUGAUGUACAAAAAUGCUUAGCUGAUAGCAAAGGAAGACAGCAUCCUGAUGUCGAUACAACAGUUCAAAGGAAACUAAGGAGAUUUUUUGCUCCACACAACAGGAAAUUGUACAAAAUGAUAGGAACAAAUUUUCACUGGCUUGAAGAAUGAAGUUUUCAAAGGAUCUGGUCCAAACUGAAGGAAAUGCAUCACUAUGGAGAAAACUUCAUCUGGAAUUUCAUAUACAGUGCAAGUUGAUGAGUUAUGACCUAUUCAGUGAUUACCAUUCCUUUAAGGGAGUGACAUCAAUAUGUUACCAGGUAUACUGGUACAAAACCACUGGUCUGAAUUUAUUGACUUUAUUUCAUCAAUAUUGCUUUUGGCCAUUUGUGUUCUGUUGUUAAACAGUUUGUCUUUGAGUUACAUUGACUUUUUGCAAGCUGAAUUAUUUUAUUGAAAUCUUUAUUAUUAAAUAUCUUUUUUUUUUUAAAAAUAUGUCUCACCAAUAAGGUUGUGAUUUUACUUUAGUUUUCCGUUUACAAUUUCUGACAAGAGAACCAGUAUUGUAUUACCUCAGAAAACUAAAAUUGUUCUUAGAUUGAGAACUUCAAUAAGAUUUAGAAGAGAUAUUAUAGACAAUUGUUCUUGAAUUUAAAACCAAUGCAGUUCAUAUCAUGAACUUCAAGUAAAGGCACACCCAAGAUGAUAAAAGUAUGUAUUUACAAUGCAUUGUUCUACUGAUCAUUUAGGGGAAAAGUUGCAUUAGGAAGAUAUAUAUAUAUAUAUAAAUAUA
Mercenaria mercenaria is the source of this 1948-nucleotide messenger RNA. RefSeq names its product heparan sulfate glucosamine 3-O-sulfotransferase 1-like. NCBI's taxonomy places the organism in Eukaryota, Metazoa, Mollusca, Bivalvia, Venerida, Veneridae. The transcript has 4 exons. Gene Ontology annotation, molecular function: [heparan sulfate]-glucosamine 3-sulfotransferase activity. The record is from RefSeq and is a predicted model, not a curated record. Bases 241 to 1326 code for a protein of 361 amino acids.